AUGGUGGGUCUGAGUGCUCAUCACAGACCAUUCAGCUGCAGGCUGCUGAUAUUCUUCUGCAUACUGCAUCCAGGGACCUCAGGCCAACCCAACCCAACCUCGAACACCCCUGGGAAGGAGGCCUUGUCUGUCCAAGGAGUGCGGGGCAGCUCUGUGGAGCUGGAGUGCAGCACUGGGCCUGCCGCGAUGGCGGUCCUCUGGAGUUUCACUCCUCUGGGUUCCCUGGUUCUCCGACCUGUGGCAGUCACCAGUGGAACCUCUUCGAAGGUGGAAUCCGGGGCAUUAGCUCUGGGGGUCGUGAGUCUGAGGAACAGCAGCCUGGUGAUAGAGGACCUCCUAGAGGGUGCCCGUGGCCACUUCCUGUGCCAGACCUUGGUCGUGUCCGGUGGCCAGGUCCAUGCAACCUACUUGUACCUCACGCUCACUGUGCUGGUGCCUGUGUCUAAGCCUCGUGUGCAACUGAAUGACCCAUCCCCAGUAGAGGGCGUCUUCGUGGUGGCCACUUGUGCUGUGAGGGAGGGCACGGAGCCAUUGACCUUCUCCUGGCACCAUCACAUGCCCCAAGGCCCUGGAGAGGUCCUGGUGGGUCUUUCAGAGCCAAGGCUCCAGCUAGAUCCAGUCAACCGGACCCAUCUAGGCUGGUACACCUGCAGCGUGAGCAAUGUAGUCAACCAGCUCAAGAGUGAUGGAGCCUUCCUAGAUGUCAUCUAUGGUCCAGACAAGCCUGUGAUCACUGUGGAACCACUGGGAUUCUCUGAAGAUGGGUUCUGGGCCAGCGAGAGAGAGGAGGUGACGCUGAGCUGCCUGGCUGCAUCCAACCCACCUAGUCACUAUGUAUGGUUCCGUGAUGACUCUCAGAUCCACACUGGGCCCACCUACAUCAUUGCCAGCGCCAGCCGCACCCACACGGGCCUGUACACCUGCCUGGCUCACAACAGGCACCUAGAUACCCACACCCAGACCACUGUCCAGCUCAUCAUCUACUAUCCCCCUGAAGGGCAGCCUUCCUGUGCUGUGCUCCCCACCCUUGGGGGUGUGACCCUGCUAUGUACCUGGCCUGGGGGUUUUCCAAAGGCUCAACUUCACUGGGAAGGGCCCCAGGGGAUUGGCCCAAGUGCCUCGGGCAAUGUCACCUGGAGUUAUACAACCGCCGGACUUCCAAAUGGCAGCAUCUUCAGCUGUGCGGGACAGCACCCUACCUUGGCUAUGCCCAUCUUCUGCAGGGCCACUCUCUGGGAACCUCCUGGGAGCCCUACCUGUUGGACCACAGCCACAGUAGGUGACCAGUACAUCAUGCUGAGCUGUGAGUGGCCUGGAGGUGAACCUCCUGCGAUGCUGCGCUGGCUGGACGGACAGCAGUCCCUGGGUGACCUGAGCUCUUCGCAGGCUGUGUACCUCCUGCAGGCUCAGAGUGAUCUGGCAGGCAGAGAGUUCACCUGCCAGGGUUUCCACCCACUCAAGGCUCCUGGCCCCCACUGCCGGCUAAGGCUGGAAGUCCCACAGCUGACAGUGGCUGAAGCCCGAGUGUCAGUACUGGAGGGAGAAGAGGCCUGGCUGGGCUGUGCUCUCCAGCAGGGUACACCACCUGCUCAGCUCCUCUGGCUGGGACCCCAGCAACAGCACUUGGAAGGAAGUACUCCUGGAUUCAUACUACACCCUGAGGGUACCCACUUGCGCCUUCAAGUCCGAGAUGCUGACCCAGCACACCACAGGGGCACUUACCAAUGUGUGGCCCGCAAUGCCUUGGGCAACAGCAGCCAGAGCGUGCUGCUGGAGAUCCUGAGGUAUCCAACUCCUCCCAACGUCACCAUCAGCCGACUGACCUACAGGCGACAACGGAGAGAGGUGCAGCUGCAGUGGGCCAUCUACGGCCCUGGCAACCUGACAGGCUUUCUGGUGCAGCAGAGGGCCAGUGUCCCCAGCUCAGAAGCUGGUGCUUGGGAGGUAGCAGCUAGUGACAUUGAGCCAGAGAGCAGGGACCGGCGUCUGGGAGGGUUGGACCCGGGAGUCCUUUAUGCCUUCCGUAUCCUGGCUAUGAAUCACCACACUGCAGGAUAUCCUUCGGAGGUGAAGACACCAGUGGACCCUGCCUUCAGUGCCUACCCAGCUGUACUGGGAGCUGCAGGCACAGGAGUCGUGGUGGCAUUGGCAACCUCUUUGUUGGUGUUCCAGUAUGCUGCCCGGCACCCACACACUUUCCCCUGCCUGAGCCGGCUGCUUGUUUCUGUGGAGCACGAGCAGCAACAGAGGGCCCCCAGGGAAAGCUUCGAGGCCCCAGCAGGCACGGAAACAGCAUCUCCCACAAGUUCAGACCCUAUACAAGAACCCACGGAUGCUCCAGUAAAUGUCACCAUCACAGUGACUGCAACACCGUAA
This is a messenger RNA of Mus pahari (shrew mouse), 2376 nucleotides long. It is a transcript of the gene Vsig10l2, whose product is annotated as V-set and immunoglobulin domain containing 10 like 2. Bases 1 to 2376 code for a protein of 791 amino acids. The transcript has 12 exons. Lineage: Eukaryota; Metazoa; Chordata; Mammalia; Rodentia; Muridae. Gene Ontology annotation, cellular component: cell-cell junction. The record is from RefSeq and is a predicted model, not a curated record. Gene Ontology annotation, molecular function: cell adhesion molecule binding. Gene Ontology annotation, biological process: cell-cell adhesion.